Messenger RNA from Candidula unifasciata, 690 nucleotides. The record is from the annotation of a GenBank genome assembly. Lineage: Eukaryota; Metazoa; Mollusca; Gastropoda; Stylommatophora; Geomitridae.
AUGGAUAAAAAACGUAUUUUGAUGCUGGGCGUUGCUUCGGCUUUGGUUACUAUAGGGGGUAUCAUACUAGCAGUGUUGCUGGAUCAGACAGGAGUGACAUUUGGCGAUGGUUACACACUAAACAACACUAACGCCACCUGGGAAAUCUCUGUUGAUAUGUUUCGAGGGAGAUUAUGGCCUUUAAGCCUAGUGUACAUCAUUCCAGGAUUCAUAGGUAUUGUUGGAGCAUUUCUCCAGAACAAGUGCAUGUGUGUGAUUACCUGUAUCUUUACGAUGCUUUCCCUGCUUAUAGCGGGCCUGUUUGCUAUCAUUACUGGCCUUAGUCUCAUUGUCUUCAUCUUCUCAGUCGGCAUUGUCUCGGAAAAUUGCAAAGAUGAGGAUGAUAUCUGCAAAUGCAGAAAUCCUGUUGAUACAUUCUUGUACGAGUAUAAAGACACACCAUUCAAGACUUGUGCUCAUUUGGAGAAGUUGAAAGCUCUAGUUACAGCAAUACUCGUCUUUAUUAUCCUGGCUUGGCUGGCUGAGCUAAUGGAAUUCAUCUUCUCCUGCUAUUUUUCCUGCCGCACUAAGGCUUAUAAACAAAAUUGUGAAUAUCUCCCACAGAAAACUGGUGGGGUGGUUUUGUCAACUCAGCAGCCGAUGCUACAGGGCACAGACAACAAAGAUUAUCCUCUGCCCACAAAAGUCUAA